Messenger RNA from Melitaea cinxia (Glanville fritillary), 799 nucleotides. It is a transcript of the gene Tcs1, whose product is annotated as yrdC domain-containing protein, mitochondrial. Gene Ontology annotation, biological process: regulation of translational fidelity. The record is from RefSeq and is a predicted model, not a curated record. Gene Ontology annotation, cellular component: cytoplasm. Lineage: Eukaryota; Metazoa; Arthropoda; Insecta; Lepidoptera; Nymphalidae. Gene Ontology annotation, molecular function: double-stranded RNA binding; nucleotidyltransferase activity; tRNA binding. Bases 34 to 774 code for a protein of 246 amino acids. The transcript has a single exon.
UAAUCUGUGGAUUCAGUGUUAAAGACUUUCAUUAUGAACGUAUUAAAAAAUAUAUAUUUUAGUAGUUAUAAAGUGCAGAAGAAAAACAUUUUUAUGAAAAUGAAAUUUAACAAAAUGGCUUCUGUAAUCAGUUGCACAGACAAAAAGUCGUACAUAAAGGCUGCGGACUUUUUAGUAAACGGAUAUGUUAUAGCUGUCCCAACUGAUACAAUAUACGGCCUGGCUUGCAGUGCAAAUUGUCCUGAUGCCAUCAAAAAGUUGUACAGCAUUAAAGGCAGGGAUGCAGCCAAACCAGUUGCUAUAUGUGUAACAAAUAUAGCCGAUGUAAGAAAAUGGGGUGAAGCUUCACACUUAAGUGACGAUUUAUUGCAUAGCUUACUGCCAGGCCCUGUUACAGUGGUCUUAGAAAAAACUAAAAGUUUAGAUAACCCAUUCCUAAAUCCCCAAACAACAAAAAUCGGUAUUCGUAUUCCUAAAUGUGAGUUUAUUAACAGUAUGACCAAAGUAUUUGAUAUGCCAGUGGCUCUAACAAGUGCAAAUUUUAGUAACGAACCUUCAACUUUAUCUGUUAAGGAGUUUGAACAUCUUUACACACAUUUAGGAGCUGUAUUUGACGGUGGGGUCCUCAGUCAGGGCUUGGAAGAAAAUAGGACUGGUUCUACUGUUAUUGAUUUAUCAGAAAAUGGGUAUUUUAAUGUUAUAAGGAAGGGUAUUUCCUACAAACAAGUUAAAAAUAUCUUGCAAAAUCAUGGAUUGAAUAAUCUUAGUAAAUAAUUGUUGAUGUGAUAAAUUUUUGAAA